Molecule: messenger RNA, 1543 nt
Organism: Acomys russatus (golden spiny mouse)
Lineage: Eukaryota; Metazoa; Chordata; Mammalia; Rodentia; Muridae
Gene: Ndp
Product: norrin cystine knot growth factor NDP
Exons: 3
Coding region: 492-887 (131 amino acids)
Biological process (GO): Wnt signaling pathway
Source: RefSeq, a predicted model, not a curated record
AGUGCGCUGCUGCGGCCACACGCCUGAUUGAUAUAUGCCUGCAAUGGCACUUUUCCAUUUGACACUCUCCCUCUCUCUCCCUCUCUCUCUCUCCCUCUCUCUCUCUCCCUCUCUCUCUCCCUGGGUCGCUUAAACAACAGUCCUAACUUUUGUGUGUUGCAAAUAUAAAAGGCAAGCCAUGUGACAGAGGGACAGAAGAACAAAAGCAUUUGGAAGUAACAGGACCUCUUUCUAGCUCUCAGAAAAGUCUGAGAAGAAAGGAGCCCUGCGUUUUCCCCAAGCUGGGCAACAGAUACUGCGGUGAUCAGUUGCAAGUGAAAGGAGCAAGCCAAAACUCCUGCACACAAAGGACAAUGACAACCAGAAAACGGCAGCAGCCCCAUCCUGCCCUGGCCUUGAAAGGAUCUGGAUCCUAGGAGGUGACAGCAUUUCCAAUCUAUUGUCCUCUGUCUCCCUCUGCUGUUCCUCUGGAGACAUUUCCCCUUACAACAAUGAGAAACCAUGUACUAGCUGCAUCCAUUUCUAUGCUCUCCCUGCUGGCCAUAAUGGGAGAUACAGACAGCAAAACAGACAGCUCGUUCCUGAUGGACUCUCAACGCUGCAUGAGGCACCAUUAUGUCGAUUCUAUCAGUCACCCAUUAUACAAGUGUAGCUCAAAGAUGGUGCUCCUGGCCAGAUGUGAGGGGCACUGCAGCCAGGCGUCACGCUCUGAGCCCUUGGUGUCCUUCAGCACUGUCCUCAAGCAACCUUUCCGUUCCUCCUGCCACUGCUGCCGACCCCAGACCUCCAAGCUGAAGGCUCUGCGUCUGCGUUGCUCAGGGGGCAUGCGACUUACUGCCACUUACCGGUAUAUCCUCUCCUGUCACUGUGAGGAGUGCAGCUCCUGAGGCUUGCUGUUGGUUGGCUUUCUGGCUGGCACAACCACAGGAACAGUUCAACUAUCCAGAGAAGGACUGGCAAGAAAAGAGUUAAGGCAGAUAAAGAUGGAGCAAGUCCCACAGGAUUGUGCAUAGUCUAGUCCUAAAGAGUCAAUGUGCUUUCGACAGAAAGUGACUCUGGUAACUCGUUUUCCAUUCCCAUAUCCUUUCCCUGAAAGAAUUUCUUUUGGUUACUUUUCAGCUUCAGGCAUUUUCCCCCUGAUGGCUCUGAAUGUGGUUUGGGUUUCUGGCAAUUCUACAUUAGUGGGAAAAUGUGGGGCCCUGUGCAAGAGUGUAUCAGGCCUUCCAUAUUUGGUGCAUAUUUGGGAAGAAUUUACCCAACUCUUCUUAAGAGGUCUUCAGUUGUUUCACCUUGUCGUUUUGGUCUCAGAUUUGCCUCGAAAGGUUACCAGUUUCAAGUUCCAGACACCAAGUCCGUGGAUAUGUUUAGUGAGGUUUACUCACAGACAGCUAACUGCUACUAAAAUAACUAACACACGGGUUCUUUUAUGUGACAGCACAACUCCUGACGGCUAUAGUUAUCAUUGAGAAACGACUUACGGGGUAGAAAGGUGGCGUAAGCAAUUUAUGAUCUGAAGGCUUUUGCAGGUAAAUGAUGGCAAAAU